Molecule: messenger RNA, 8817 nt
Organism: Sycon ciliatum
Lineage: Eukaryota; Metazoa; Porifera; Calcarea; Leucosolenida; Sycettidae
Product: deleted in malignant brain tumors 1 protein-like
Exons: 19
Coding region: 589-7728 (2379 amino acids)
Cellular component (GO): membrane
Source: RefSeq, a predicted model, not a curated record
ACUUACUUCAAUCAGUGGUGUUCAAGGGAGAACGCUCCACGUCCUUUCAUCCAGCGAGAACGACUCGCUGCGAACAGCUUCCGACCAAGCCAGCGGUGGCAUCUUCCGUUGGUACCCGGCCUCCUCACAAGUACUGCCCUCUUCCUUAGGUAAAUCUUACACAUUCAGCAAGGAAUUCUGGCCGUGAUAUUGCCCAUUAUUGGUACAGUGGUGGCAUGCGUUCUGCGCUCGAUUGGUGUGGUGGACGAGUUGGUCGUGUUUUCGGCAACAAUUGACUUCCCCCCUCGGCCUGCAUUCGCUUUCCUGCGGGCAAGAGGCCUACUCAGCAGCCGCUCACAGCACGGCUGACAGCUCGCACGUCUCAGUUUUCUCUCCUACAUAGUUAUUCAGCAACUAGGGGCAAGUAGACUGAUGGUGCGGUGUCUUGGUGGCUUCAAACUUUCCGUUAAUUGUUCACUGGUGCACUGUGCACACUCGCACGGCCAGGAAAACUAAGCUGGUAGGCGACGGAGAAGCAGUGUCGACCGUUCCAACAACGGUUCGUGUCCGUCCGGCAUCCUUAUAAAUAAUUACUGGACCAGACCGACCAUGUACGUGGGUGUGGAAGCGUCUCCCGGUCCGCCGUGUAUGCAGCACCGAUCCAAGAGCAUGACGGCGGCGUUGGAUUCUGUUCAGUGCGUCCAGUCCUCGGCCACCAUGAUCCGAUUGCGAUGCUUUAUCACAGGCGUUGUACUGGCACUAUCGAUACAUCACACUUCGGCAGCAGCAACACAAUGUUCACGAUCAGCGUACGUCCUGCAGAACUCCCAGCCCGUGCCGCAGUGUCUGCAAGGCUGGGCGCUCCCACGGCAACAGCUGCCCGCCGCUGCGGUGGCCAAUCAGCAAGCAGCAUCGUCGUCGCCGGAGCUUUACGCUCGCACGUGUCAGCCGUGCCACGCGUCCUGCUUGGAGUGCAGUGCUCCCGCAGAUGCCGAUCAGUGCACUGGCUGUGCCGGCAACCUAUAUCUGGACAGCACGUCCACCGGCGUAUCCGCUGUUGUGGGACGCUGCGUGGUGGCGCCGCAGUGUAGCAUUCGGACGCCGCGCACCGUCAACGUCACCGCGCGUAUCGCUCAGACCAUACGUCUCGUCGCCACCAGUACGACCACUGCCGUCGAUGUUGGUACUGCUGGUGCUGGUGGCAGUGUGCAGCGUGCAGGUCGCGUGGAAGUGUUCGCCGACGGCCGCUGGGGCACGGUGUGCUCGCGUGACGUGGAUUUGACCGCAGCCAGCGCCAUCUGCCGCCAGCUCGGCCUGGGCGAGGCCGUCGACAUACUCGCAACUGCCCACGUCGGUAUGGGCACGGGGCCGGUUGCCGUUGGUAACCUGCGCUGCCAGGGCAAUGAAGUUGAUAUCCGCGACUGCACCUACCGGACAUUUGUCGACGACUGUUCCCAUAGUAACGAUCUUGGUGUGCGGUGCUCUGGACCUAGAUCGCAUCAGACGUGCGCCAGCGACUGUCCGAACGGAACGUUCGCCGUGUCGACGACUGCCGGCUCGUGUGAGCUGUGUGAGACAAGCUGUAAAACAUGCGCCGAGGUCUCGUACGCCUGCACCAGUUGCUACGGGAACGCCGUCCUUCACCAGUCGGAGUGCUUGCCCUCGUGCCCAGGCGGAUACUACUCGGCAAGCACUGGUGACGGGGGUGAGGUCUGUCUUCGGUGCAAUCGCAAUUGCUCCGAGUGCAGCGGACCUCGCGCCCAGGACUGCACGAGCUGUCCGCCCGACCGGCUGGCACUGGGCAGCGGACGCUGCGAUGGGGAACACACGUGCGCGGACUGCGCGCAGUGUGCCGGCCUCUGUGGCGCGACGCACGUCUGUCUGCAGAACGAGCUGUCGGUGAGCGCUGACGGCUUCUUGCAGAUCGUGAGGCGGAGGAGUGCAUCGUCGCCACCGGGUGGUAGUGCCGCAGUCGCUGGCCUGUUGGAGUCCGUGCUGAUCUGCGGGGACGCGUUUACCAUUCGCGAUGCUCAGGUGGCGUGUCGGCAGCUGCGCCUGGGAUCUGCCCUGCGCCUUGUCAACGACUCGCAAGGUACUACACCAACUUCACCCGCCACUUCCUAUCUAACGGGCUACCAUUGCCAGGGACAUGAGCUAGGUCUGGAGUUCUGUAGAGUGCCGGUGGUAGCGCCGACCGCUACGUGUCUCUCGCGUGCUGCCGUGCAGUGCAGCCGUCCCGUUGCUAUGGUUGCUGCCUCCACAGCGCCGCAAGUGACGCGUCUCCAGUGCCUGGAGACUUGCCCAGACGGCUGGCUGCUGGUCGGUGCGUUGUGCAUUCCGUGUGAUGCAUCGUGCAUGCGAUGCGUCGGCACCACUUCGCAGUGUUCCGUGUGUCCAGCGGGGCGAUUUCUCUCGGGGACCGCGUGCGUUCAAGCAUGCCCCGCGGACAUGUACGGCGAUAGUGGCACUGCGGAAUGCGCACCGUGCUCCUCGGCGUGUGCCACGUGCGCUGACGGAGACACUGGCAACGUGUGCACGUCCUGUGCAGUCGGCCUGCUGCUCGACGUGUCUGACUGUGUGUCCACAUGCAUCUCACCGAGACUUGCACUCAAUGGCUUGACGUGCGUCGACCUGUGCCCGCGUGGGUCGUAUGCGGAUUCCGCGAUGCUCGUGUGCAGGUCAUGUGACCAGCAUUGCGUGCAGUGUUCAGCACGUGAGAAUGCAGGCACUGGCAGCACCUCCGUCUGUCACCAGUGUGAGCCAGGAUGGUUUCUAACUGCAGAGGGCACGUGUCUGUCCACGUGCCCGCCUGGAUUCAUCCCGCAAGCACGGUUCUACGCCGCCGCCUCCGCGUCGGUUCGUCUCGUGGACGGAAUGACCGGGGAUGAGGGCAGGCUUGAAGUCCUGCACCAGGGCCAGUGGGGUACGGUGUGCGCCGACGGCUGGACCCUCCAGGCUGCCAUAGUAACCUGCCGACAGCUGGGCUACGAGAAUGUCAGCGUUGCCUUGACGACGGCAUACUCCAAUGCAAGCGCCUCGGUCAACAUUUGGCUGGACGACGUCGGUUGCCGUGGCGACGAGGCAGAUCUACUACAAUGCCGAAGCUCUGGUCUGGGACAGAGCAACUGUCUCCAUAGCGAUGAUGUUGGCAUCGAGUGCUCGGUACCAACCGCACAUGUCUGUGUAGCAAGCUGCUCGGACGGGUUCCUGCCGGAGCGUCUUGUUGUCGGGGGUAGCCUGCAGUGCGUGCGCUGUUCAAUGGAGUGCCGCCGGUGUGCCAGUCAAUUCGACCACUGUACCAGCUGUCACGCUCCAUCGCUGCUGCACGGUACCGACUGCGUGCCCACCUGUCCUGGCGGUUACUAUGGCGACGAGGUCUUGCAGGCAUGUCGGCGCUGCCAUGCCUCGUGUGAAGAAUGCUCUGGGCCAACGGCAAGCGACUGCGUGUCCUGUUCAAUGCCAACGUAUCUAUACCCUAAUGCAAUUGCCAAUUCCAGCAGCAGCAGUAGCAGUAGCAGUAGCAGUGGUGCUGCAGGUGGUGUUGCCGGCAGUGGACCCGGUGUAUGUGUGGAGUCCUGCUCGCCCGGUUUCAUCUCCGCACCGAGUGCAACAGUGAGGCUUGUUGAUGGAGCUAGUUCUCUGCAAGGUCGUGUGGAGGUGUUCUACAAUGGUGAAUGGGGUACAGUGUGUGACGACUACUGGGAUCUACGCGAUGCACAGGUUGUCUGUGGCCAGCUGCGUCUCGGCACGGCGCUGGUGGCGCAGCGUGGUAACCGUUACCAGGGCGAUAGCGGUGGCCAGCGAUCGCGACCCGUGUGGCUGCGCGAUUUCACGUGCAGCGGCGUCGAAGCUGACCUGCACAGCUGCCAAAUAGCAUCUUGGGGGACAAACGUGUGCAGUCAUGACGAGGAUGCAGGCAUCGUCUGCAGUGGUCCUGACGUGAGUCGUCUUUGCGUGGGCACGUGCCCAGACGGAUACACGGUCCUGGAGCCUGGCAACACCAAUGGAGACGGUGUGGGUGCCGGCAUCACGUUGGCAAGGCAAUGCGUGCGUUGCGAUGCAUCGUGCCUGACGUGUGCUCAGCGUACCGACAGGUGUACCACGUGUCAACCAGGUCUCCGAUUGCAAGGUACGCAGUGUGUGCUGCAGUGUGGUGACGGGUACUAUGUGAGUGAAGACGGCGCUGGCAGCAUCGACUCCACCGGCGCUACGGUUCAGCAGGGCCAGGGUGGUGAUGGUGGCAGUGACGUCACCAGCAGCAGCAGCAGCAUCACGUGUCUUCCAUGCAGCAGUGCCUGUAGGACGUGUACAGGACCGGGUAUCGAUAGCUGUCAGGACUGUAACUCAGGAUUCUAUCUGAAAGAAAGUAGCUGUCAGAGCGACUGUUCAGCGUCACGCGACGAGAUGGUGCUGACAAGAAACACGACGGCAGAAGCGCUGGGAAUACGCUUAGCUGGAGGUGGUGGCGACGCCACUGUCCCUUCGUCAUCUCCCCGGCUCGGCGGACGUGUCGAGGUGCUUAUCAACGGUCGCUGGGGCACGGUGUGCGACGAUCUAUUCGAUCUGCGCGAUGCGCUCGUUGUUUGUCGGCAGCUGGGCCUCGGACCGCCGACGGAGAUCGUGCGCCUUCUCGGCAGCUCGGCAUUGAACAUCACCCAGACGGCUCUGCCAAUUCUGCUGGACGACCUGAAGUGUGUGGGCGUAGAGGACAGUCUUCUUGAUUGCGAGUACGGCCAGUCAAACUGUGGACAUUCGGAGGAUAUUGGCAUUGUGUGCUCGCCGCGGGCAGUGCAAGCGCAGCAGUGCGUGAACUCGUGCCGCAGUGAGGACGGCCGUUAUCGUGUGAACGCUGGGCAGUGUGCGGUGUGCGCGUACCCGUGCCAGACCUGUGACGGCGCGACGGCGUCAAGCUGUGUGACGUGUCGCGAUCGGCAUUACCUUGACGACGGCGGCAGCAGCAGCUCGGCGGCAUGUGUACGCUCCUGUCCCCGUGGUAUGUAUGGCAACACGGACCUGCGCCAUUGCCUUCCCUGCAGCGGUGAAUGCUCAACAUGUUACGACGGAGUCAACGCCUCUCUCUGUCGUACCUGUCCCGCCGGUCGUGCCCUGCAUGGCACCAGUUGCCUGGCAACCUGUCCGGACGGCAUGGUAACGCUUGAAUCCAUCCUUCCGCUCACCACUGGCACUAGUGACAACCUGUGCACGGCAGAUCAGCGUUUGUGCUUACGGGAUGGUGACAGUAAUGCCGGAGGACGAAUUGACCUGAGACUCACCGCCAAUGCCACCAGCGGAGGCAGCAACGCAACAGACGAUGGUGGAACUACUACGCACACAAACACGUCUGUUUUCGGCACGGUGUGCGACGAUCUGUUCGAUCUCGUCGACGCCAGCGUAGUAUGCCGUCAGCUUGGUCUCGGUUUGGCCUCGUCAACCCUACGUGCCAUUAGCAAUCACAUACCGGCGGGAACCGGGCCGAUAUACCUCGACGACGUCGAGUGCAUCGGCUCGGAGAAGUCCAUUCUCGACUGCCCGGCCCGGUCGGGGCAGGGCUGCUCUCACAGUGAGGACGUGGGCGUUCAGUGCGACCCGGGCGCAGCUCUGAGCGUGGAGAAUCAGUGUGUGCGCGUUCGCAUCGGCAAGUGCACAUCACGGUCUUGUUAUCCUGGUACCGGCUGCUUGAACAUCGGGCUGAAUGAAUUUGUGUGCCUCGGCUGUCCUCUUGGCUACAUCGGGGAUGGUGUGGAGUGUAUCGCAUACUCGCUGACUUCACCCAGUGUCGAGGACGCUCCCGUUGACUUGUUCAUAGGAGGUGGUCAGACGCCCGCUUUCAAAUGUCUAACCGCCGGCAACCCAGCCCUGAACUGGUACAAGGAUGGUGUUCUUCUUCCUGUGGCUCUGCCUGACCUCACACCCAACGCCAGGUACUUCAAUCUGCUCUCGGCGUCAGCGGAGAUCAGCCAUCUCGGCACGCUGUCCAUUGCCAGGUUCGAGCCGGCGGUGGACACGGGACGGUACGACUGUGUCGUGCGCAACACACGCGGAGAACGGAGAGCAUCGGCAACUCUCCAACUACCAGUUGCCGUGGCGAUAACCUCGUUCCCGGACGUUACUGUGGCAACCGGUGCCGAUGCUGUCCUUGCCUGUACGGUGCGAGGACGGCCCGUUCCCGCGGUUGCAUUCUUCCAUAACGGCGUUGCCAUAGAGACCCGUAACUCCAGUUUUCAAACGACCAAGUACAAGAACAUAACCGAUACUUCCUUACUCAUCUACAAGACAAGCCUGGUAGAUAACGGUGUGUAUGAAUGUCGAGCCACAUCCCAGGUUGCAGGGGCUUUCAUGGAAGUUACGAGAAACGCCACGCUAUCCGUUUUGGAUCUGCCCGUAUUCACUCAGCGACCGACGGACGUAUCCAUAGCAGAGGGUGGCAGCUGGCUGUUUCCCUGUGUUGUCCUGGCGACGGGGACGGCGGUAUCGUCACCCUCAUCCGUGUCAGCUACAGCUCGCCUAUGGACAUGGAACGACCGACCCAUCGUCGAAUCACGUCAGCGCUUUCUCCUGCACCCUGACGGCAGUCUGGCCAUUGUCGGAGCGCUGCACUCGGACGGUGGUCGUGUUAGCUGCAUAGCCAGCAACCUAGCCGGCGUUGUGUCCGCCAGCGCUACUCUGAAUGUCAGAGGCGUGUGGAUUGAUGAGAACUCCACCAUAUCGCUGACGUGCGGUGCAGGACUGCCCCCAAGCGCUGUGGCAACCUGGACGCACGACACUGUCGCCUUGGCAACCGGGAACCGAGUGCAGGUAUCGCGCGAUGCGUUGACGAUUGAACGCGCCGCGCCGCAAGAUGCCGGUGUCUAUCAGUGCGUUGCCACGGAGAUUGGCCCGCAGGAUGGGAGGCCAGUACAAGUAGUGAAAACGCACACUGUCUUUAUUUCAUUUCCUCCGCGCCUGCCAGCAGCGGAAACAUCAUCACUCACCGCAGCAGCAGCAGCAGCAGCAGCAGCCACAGCAGCGGGGGCGGUGAUGGAGAUAUCCACCAAGCUGCUAUCCAGUGUUGCACUGGUCACCAGCAUCCAGGCGCCAUCCGAUGCUCUCGUCACAUGGGACAAGGACGGCGUGACCGUCGUCCGCGGCAACCCUACCACAGCGACGACAUUGCCGGCGGCAACAGGCGUGUACCGGUUGUACAGGCUGUCCGUGGACGCGAGGACCCUGCGGAUAUGCGCAGCCCAGCGUAGCGACGCCGGUAGAUUCCGCGUAACCGUGACGCAUCGCCUUGGCAAUGCCACACAAGAGUUCAUUCUGGAGGUUCACGGUCUGGACGGUGCGCAAUCCUCCAGCGCCGAGUCACGCCCGUACCUCGUUGGAGUGAUCAUCGCGGCCGUGGUCGUCGGCAUCAUGCUCAUUGUGCUCGUCCUCGUCGUUGCACUGCUCAACCAACGACGCAGCAGUAGCAAGGGACACAAUCUUGAUCGCGUUCGUAACGGUGGCCGAUGCGGUGGCGGCAGCAAUGGUUACUACGGAAACGCGUUGGUGCCGACGGACGGUCAUGCCGAGAACGGUGGUGUAAUAACUGACCUGGACUCGCAGCAGAGCAUGCACAGCGGCGCUGGCGGUGGCGGAGACUGUGCUAACGUAUUCCGCAGCACAUUGUCAUCUUCGUCGUCGUCGGAGUGCAGGCCAAGUGCGCCGCGGCGCAUGGAGUCGCUACAGUACCUUGUCGCCGACCCGCACGUGGCCGAGCACAACGUAUAGCGCAGACCAGGUGUGCAGUGCAGUGUGCUGGCUGGCAUUGUCAGACCAGGUAUACAGUGCAAUGUGCUAGCUGGCAUUGUCACUGUUCAGUGUUUACUCCACAAUUCUUCGUGGACUGUGGUCAGAGUUAUUUAAAUUGUUUGUAAGUCGCACCGCCAUUUCUAUGAUGGCGGUGAUGGUUAACAUGGGGGUUAACGAGGGGGGGGGCAUAGUGCAAGAGUGCACGAUCAACAUGCUUGAGCUGUGUGCACGCGACCUGGCCACCAAUGUGUGGUUUAGGUGAUAAGGGAGCGAUCGGGAUUCUCCUAUCCACGUCCACAGCAUGUCGUACUGUUCAGUGGUGAUAAGGCUCAUUGACACCUAUCCGAGGCUCUGCCUGGCUCAUAGACCUCUCUGUCUUACUCUCUCUCUCUCUCUCUCUCUCUCUCUCUCUCUCUCUCUCUCUCUCUCUCUCUCUCUCUCUCUCUCUCUCUCUCUCUCUCUCUCUCUCUCUCUCUCUCUCUCUCUCUCUCUCUCUCUCUCUCUCUCUCUCUCUCUCUCUCUCUCUCUCUCUCUCUCUCUCUCUCUCUCUCUCUCUCUCCCCCCCCCCCCCCUCUCUCUCUCUCUCUCUCUCUCUCUCUCCCUCCCUCCCUUCAGCACUGCAGCCACUGAGGCUGUGGCCUUGGACACACUUUAUAGUAGUUCGUGCUAGAUUCUGUAAUCAGAGCACGAACCCUGUUCACCUAAUGUGCUACAUUCUACCCUGUAACCCAUGGCAUUGCGUAACAGUGUGCAGACUGUUGAUGACUCAUUGAUUGUUAACACAUGUGUAAUGCAUACUAGAUCUGCCGAAGUAUUUAUCCCUGUAUUAAAUGGCCUGGCUUCUCCAGCAUGGCUGGCCUUCAACAACACGUGCAACAUGAACCAGUGUUUGUUUGUACAGCCUACUGCACACAGCUGUGUCAUUGUGAACACUAAUGACGUAUUAUCACUCCCUUAGUAUUGACUUCCAUAGAUUUUUGCUAUACCUAAGCAGUCAAAUAUUCCUGCAUAUUUCACUCCUUAGGGCUAUAUUUACCGCUUAUAUUUGACUCCUUUUUAGCGAUUGAA